AUGUUGCCGCCACAGCAGAAGACGCAGCAGCAGCAGCAGCAGCAGCAGCAGCAGCAGCAGCAACAACAACAACAGCAGCAGCAGCAGCAGCCGCCGCAUGCAAUUCAGCAUGUGUCGCAGGAACAACAACAACAACAACAACAACAGCCGCGCCAGACGCGCCAGCUGCAAGCCAGUGCAGAGCCGUUCAAGCCAAAGGAUGUGAUGCCGGUUGCAAAUGCCAUGCCCAGUGGGGAGAGUGUCGUGCCGGGGCAUCCACCGAUUCUGAUUACACCCGAGAACGUGCGGAUCAGUGACGAAGAUGUGAGCUUUUUUGCGAAUCGCCUGGACGCGUACAGAGGCGCGCUUGCUCGCACGCUCGAGAAGAUUGUGCAGGACGCCAAGAUGCCACUACAGCGCAUAGUGGUGGUCGCCACGGUGACGGCGUGCAGCCUCGUCACGAAGGACUUUCUGCUUGACCAAGACAUGGGAGGCAUGCUGCGCGCGGGCCAGUCAAUGGCACGCUCAUUGGCGGCAAACCUUUGCACCGUCACCGUCCGUGAGAUCAUGAUUGAGCCGUUUAACAGGCACGUCGCUGUGCUGGCGGAGCACUUCAUCGACGCCAGCGUCCCCAACGCGGCGGAGCGGCGCGACCGACUCUGCAUCAAGGUGCGAGAAAACAACAUGGAGUUGUGCGUUCGCGUGUUGGAGUACCAGGCGGCGGAGGAGGCGGAAAAGCGCGUGCACGACAAGCUCAUGCAGACGGUGCGGGAAAAGCUGGAGGCCAUUAAUGCCCACGAGUUUCCACGCAUCCCCAACGAGUACUACGCGGUGCAGGACAUAUUGUUGCAGAUGGGUGAGGUGCUGCGGCCCCCGCGCAAUGUUCCACCGCUGCAGCGGGCAGUGUACGAGGAGUAUAGAAACAACGUUCCCAUCGUCGGACUACUGGCGACGUUCCUGAGCACCAUUGAGGAGGCCACCGUGGCGCACUACUCGAAGGAGAAUUGCAAGACCCUUUCCCUCACCAGCCCCGAGUUUAGGAAUAAGUUCCUGGAGGACAGCCAAGACACCAUCCGGGCGCGCGUGAUUAACAUCUCGAACAUGAUUACGAGUGACACGGCCUUUUACUGCGUGGGCCACCUGCUGAACAAGCUGCUGGCGCUCUCGGAUGCGAUGAAGCAGAUGGAGACCAACGCAGCCAGCAUGGACCCAGACACCAUUCGUCACAGAAACGUCUGCGAGUUCCUUAACGAGGUCUUCCUCUUCGUUCUGCAGACCUGCUUUGAGCGCGGCAAGGAACCCGUGCGGGAGGAGCUGACGCGGCUCUUUUUGCAGGACGAACGACGCUGGCGCGACGCCGACCUGGUCACCAAUCUGCUGCGCAUCAGGGUCAUCAACGUGGCGAAGCUUGAUGAGGUGCUCUCCAAGGCAAUUGAGGAUGCCCCGAUGUCGGGGCCGGCGGUGGCCUUUGCCGGGAGCAUUAUCAGGAAGGCACUCAUCACGGAGAAGCUCAUAGUCCCGAAAAACAUGAAGGACACACUGGCACAACUAGAGAAGGUGGCACACCCGCAGCGGGCGGCGGCGGACAAGCAGCAGCAGCCCCACUUGCAGCCGCAACACCCACACCACCACCAGCAGCAGCAGCCCACGCAACAACAGCAACCCCCGGAAGGCGCCGCGGCGGCCGCGGCGGCAGGAGGUCAGACCCCACCGGUAAUUGAUUUGUACCCGUUGCUUUCCUCCCUGGUGCCGCCGCACGUCCGGCGGCUGGUUGUGUUGUCACAAAUGCAGCACGACCCAGAGGAGGUGGAGAAGGUUCGUCGCCUGUUUGAUGAGUGGAUGGAGAUCAACGGUCAACGGGCACAUGGGACGUCAUCGGAGACUGCCACCUCCGCCACGACCGCGUCGUCGGGGACGACGCCAAGCAGCAAGAACCCCCCACAGUACGAGUACAUUUUGACCCUUCGCAAGCAGGGACAACUGGACACCCACCAGCUUGGAAACUUCCUGAGCCUUUCCAUCCGCUUCUGCGUGGAGUACUACGCCACGAAAACGUUGGAGCUGGAGCGCGCCAGCCCGUUGCCGACGCAGAAUGCCUUAACGGCCGAGUGGAAGCCCGGCAACGCCCCUCCGCACCGCUACCCCUACGAUGGCAGGGUCUUUGCAAAGGUAGACGCGUUUUCGGAUUUGGCGACGGUGCUGCUGUACUACUGCUCCUUAAAGAACGACACCCGCCAGCUUCUCUCCCUGCUGCGGCGUAUUCUGGACGCCUUUCAGCGCACCCUCAUCGACCAUCACCAGAACGUGGUGGCGCAGCUGCAGCAGAAGCAGCAGCCUCCCUUCACCAAGCCGGAGCUUCCCGCCGACACAGCCUUUGUGCCUGUCUUCCAGCAGCAACCGUAUGUGCGUUUUUUCAGUAACCUCUUCACGACGCUGGUGCGCGCCGAUGCCCCGAACCGCGAGACGACGGAGCAGGUCACUCACGUCUUUGCGGAGUUGCUGCACCGGUUGUCGCCGAUGAAGUACCCCGCAUUCGCCUUUGGAUGGUUGGAGCUUGUGAGCCACCGCAUCUUUCUCAACCGCUGCCUGCGCACCUUGGCGCUGUGGCCCUACUACGUUUCCUUGCUGGUACAGGGACUGGAGUUUAUCGAGUACUUCACCCGCGACGGGACGAUUCCGAAGAACGUCCUCGUCUUCUACAAGGCCUUCUUCAAGCUGAUGCUCGUUCUCACCCACGACUACUCGCGCUUCCUCAUCACCUACCACUACCAGUUCUGCGACGCCAUUCCGCCGUACUGCGUUCAGCUGCUCAACACGGUCUUGUGCUCCUUCCCGUCUGGGGUGAAGUUGCCGGAGUUCUUCCUGCGCGUGCCGGACGACAGCCCCGAGAUGCGGAAGCCGCUGAACACGGAGAAUCAGGUGAAGUGCAUCGAGGAGAGCUUCUUGCUGCACGGCUUCGACGGCAGCCAGUUGGCGGAGCAGAUACGCGGCGAGCGCCCGAUGGAUGAAGCUUACAUGCGGGGCGUCGUGGAGAAGCUGCAGUCACUUAACACCUGGCGUUUGAUGAACGCCGUCGUUCUCCACGUCUGCAUCGUGUACCUUGAGCAGACGGAGCUCGUCAUCAAGCCGGACUUCGCCGAGUCCAACGCCAUGCAAUUCUACCGCUACCUCGCCGUCGCACUGGACCACAAGCACCGGUACCACUUCCUCUGCUCCUGCGCCAACCACCUUCGCUACCCGAACUGCCAGACGAACUUCUUCGUGAAGGUCGUCCUGCAGUUGUUCCUGCCACACCCGUCGAUCCGCAACCCGGCAACGCGGCUCUGCAUCCAGGAACAGAUUACCCGCGUGGCGGUGGAGAAGACUCUCAUCUUUCAGCCGCACCCGUGGGGUGUGCUCAGCACGUUUAUGGAGCUCAUGCGAGCGCCAGAGUACGGCUUCUGGGAGAAGAGUUUUAUCAGCUGCACAUCGUUCCUAGAGAACAUGUUCCACAAGCUGCGCCGCUCUGUCGAGAACCGAAACGCACAGCAGCAGCAGCAGCAGCGACAGCAGCAGCAGCAACAACAGCAACAGCAACAGCAGGCACAGCAACAGCAGCAGCAGCAAGCAGCGGCGGCAAAGAAGGCUUGA
Trypanosoma conorhini is the source of this 3609-nucleotide messenger RNA. RefSeq names its product transcriptional regulatory protein NOT1. Bases 1 to 3609 code for a protein of 1202 amino acids. Gene Ontology annotation, biological process: nuclear-transcribed mRNA catabolic process, deadenylation-dependent decay. Gene Ontology annotation, molecular function: molecular adaptor activity. Lineage: Eukaryota; Euglenozoa; Kinetoplastea; Trypanosomatida; Trypanosomatidae. The transcript has a single exon. Gene Ontology annotation, cellular component: CCR4-NOT core complex; P-body. The record is from RefSeq and is a predicted model, not a curated record.